Nematostella vectensis (starlet sea anemone) is the source of this 1193-nucleotide messenger RNA. RefSeq names its product armadillo repeat-containing protein 1. Bases 115 to 918 code for a protein of 267 amino acids. Lineage: Eukaryota; Metazoa; Cnidaria; Anthozoa; Actiniaria; Edwardsiidae. The record is from RefSeq and is a predicted model, not a curated record. The transcript is spliced from 7 exons.
UUGCCCUGAGUCGAGGUUCCGUUCAGAAGAACACAAGAACACAACAAGAAAAGAGAGAAAGUACACGAGAGCUGUAAUUUUUAUUCACCAAGAGCUUUAUUCCUCUAACCAACCAUGAGUGCUUUGUCGGUUGUCGAGCAUUUGAAGAGUUUAGCGGCAGAUCCGCAAAACAGAGCUACAAUCGUAAAGGAUCAAGGAUGUCUUGCAGGACUAGUUUUAUUUCUCGACAAUAAAGACCCCCAAGUAAUAUCGACUGCACUGGAGGCCUUGAAUUUUCUGGCUGACUAUUCCCCUAAUCGUCCAUGCAUGAAGGAGGAGAUGGGGUUGUUAUUGAGUUUGAAGACCAUUAUGAAUGGUACUGACACAGAACUACAGUCUCUCGCCAAAGAGGUGCACGACAAAGUUAUGCUGCCAAAGAAAAGAAAGGCCCCAUCUAGGAUGGGGAAUAACAGCAAUAACAAAUCCUUUUUCCUUGGCACCUCCAACAAAAAAGCUAAGCUGAUUGUCCUUCAAAUCAAAGGUCUUACAAAUCUGGUAGCAAGAAAGCUGUGCGAAGAGCAAAUGCUUAAAACAAGAGGUGUUAUCAGUUUUACCUUUGAUAUGAACAAAUCAAGAAUGAUGGUUCGAUGCAGACAUGACUGCCUCCCAAAGGACCUUGUACGAAAGAUUAAUGACACAAAAAUCCUCCAUGCCAAUCAAGUUGUCAAGAAUGAAUGUGGUGAAGAGACAAUGCUGUCGUUUGGACUGGGUACCUCAACAAGCUGCAAAGUGCCUGCCACUCUCCCGGACUACCUCCCAGAGGACGAUGAAGUCGAGAUUGCAGAUAAUGCUGUGGCUAAAGUUGGAGGUGACAAAGAAAAUGGAGGGGGGUGGUUUGGAAGUGUGUCCAAUUUUAUCAGCAAAUCAUUAUAUUGGUGAACAUCUGAUAACCCUUAAAUUGGAGCCACUUUUUUUAAUUUGAGCAUCAACAGUUGUGAUGCAAUGAAUGCAGCUACAACACCAUGUGUAAAUAGAUUAUUUUUCCCGGCUCCAACAUAAAUGUCGGCUAUGUUUUAUUAAUUCCUGAAUUAAGUGGGGGAGAAUUAUGUUAGAUAUCUUAGUUUUUAAUUAAAUUUCAGAAAAGAAACAAACCAUUGGUUCACUAUUGUAAAUAAUUUAGGCCAUGUGUAAAUAAAUAAGAAUAGACAUCUUUA